UGUUUCACUGUGACAUUUUGACAAAAUAGACAACAUAUUAAAACAAUGUUUUGUCCACCGCCCGAAGAAGAAUCACAAAUUGUACAAAUCGUUGCACCUAAGAAAAGAACACGAAAAGUCAAAAAGAAAAAUAAGAAACAUAAUAAUAAAAAGGAAGCAAAGAAAAGGCAUACGAAAUUUGCUAACACAAUGUCUGCCUGGGCAGAAAAUUACGCUGUUGCUGCGACCUGGCAAUUGAAACACCAGGUAGCGUAUUGGAAAGCGCGGGCAAAAGCGUUAGAAUAUGAAAACAAAGUCUUACAUGAUGUCAUUCGUAGGAAUAAAUUUACAGUUCGCUCCAGUGCUAAUACGGAAAGUGAAACCAGAACAGAAACAGAAUUAGAUGAGUCUGAAACAGAAAGUGACGCUGAUGAAAAUAUCGAAGACGAUAAUGGUUUAGAAGUAAGCGAAGAGUUUAUUCAAUUUUUAACUGCAAAUGCAAAGUUCAAAGAAGAAGCGAAACGUGAGCGAGAACGUUUAAAAGCAAAAACAGAGGAAGAAAAUGAGAUAGAUAUGCAAGAAGCGCCGCGUGAAACAGUUGAAGAGGCUAGAGACCGAAUGAAGGAAUUGUAUGGUAAUAAAUGGCAGCGAAUAUCAGCUUUAGAGAUGUCUUUGUUAUCUAGUUUUGUACAUGAGUCUGAUAAGAAUAAACCAAUGUAUUGGCCAAACAUACCGUUCAAUUUUAAUAACAGCUGAAAGUUACUGAAAUUUAGAGAUUGUCAUUACUACUUUUAGAUAGGAUGUUGUGUACAUUAAAGUAAUGUUUUUGUAAAGAAUUUUAGUAUGUAACGCUCAUGCCUAGACUGUAAAUAAAUGUUUUGGUAAUCUCAACUUGUUAAACUGAUAUUAUUUGAAAUAUACAAUAUACAAGUACUUUUUAUUGUUA
Vanessa atalanta (red admiral) is the source of this 925-nucleotide messenger RNA. Its product is annotated as gem-associated protein 8-like. Lineage: Eukaryota; Metazoa; Arthropoda; Insecta; Lepidoptera; Nymphalidae. The coding region runs from base 46 to 735 and encodes 229 amino acids. Gene Ontology annotation, biological process: spliceosomal snRNP assembly. The transcript has a single exon. Gene Ontology annotation, cellular component: SMN complex. The record is from RefSeq and is a predicted model, not a curated record.